Molecule: messenger RNA, 1275 nt
Organism: Closterium sp. Yama58-4
Lineage: Eukaryota; Viridiplantae; Streptophyta; Zygnematophyceae; Desmidiales; Closteriaceae
Source: the annotation of a GenBank genome assembly
AUGGUCAAUGCAUUGAACAACGUCUCAUGCGCCGGCAGCGACUACGUCCCUCCCAAGAGGAAAUACGUCGGCGGUGCUGGCCUUGUCGCCUGUCGCAACGGAAUCGAGCAGGGUUUGGUUGGCGUCAAGACGAGCUGGAAGUGGACAGGCGUGACAAUUUCGUCCGACAUGAUGACGGACCGCAGGGGCAGGCCACAGGCCAACGUGAUUCUCGUGAAUGAUUCUGGCGCCGUCUUCUUCGACUGUAUUGACUGCAACAUGGAGAGGAAAAUGGGUGGCUACGUGGCGGGGAUUCUCAGGCCCGUGGUGGAGGAAGUGGGUCCAGAGAACGUUGUUGAGUUCUGCAUGAACGGGGGGUCGAACUAUGCGGUGGCGGUGAAGCACCUUAUACGGGAGUGGCCGCACAUUCAGGAUGUGCCGUGUGCCACUCACGUAUUGGAUCUUCUUGUGGAAGACGUGGGAAAGAUGCCAUGGGCUAAUCCGGUGGUCGACAAGGGAGGGGAGAUAACCAGCUUCGUCCGCAACCACCAUUGGACCCGAAGGUACAUGCGGACGCCGGAAUUGGUGGAGGGGAAGGUUCUGGAAGCGCUGAAGCCGGCUGGAACCCGAUUCGGGACCAACUACAUAGCCAUAUCCUGGCUGUCUGCAAUGCGCAGCAGCCUCGUCAACAUGGUGACGAGCGACCACUGGAAGGAGUGGGCGGUAGGGGACCGGAAGAAAUCAUGCGACGGUUUUAGAGCGCUGAUCCAUGAUGCCGCCUGGUGGAAAACGGCCGAAUUCUUCAUCGCCCUGCUGAAGCUGCCCUACAAGGCGAUGAGGCAGACGGACGGGCAUGCCGUGGGGAUGAUGGGGAGGAUGUACGAUGUGAUGCUCCAGUUGACUGAGGACGUGGGGGACUUACUCGAUGAGAACGAGGAGCAGUUGAUCAACGGGGAGAAGGACCAGAUCAGCCGCAUCCUCAGAGAUCGUUGGGACGGCAGCCUCGCAUGCGCCAUGCAUGUCACUGGUCGCACCCUCAACCCCGCCAAUCAGGAGGAAGAUAUUUUCGGCACUGAUCCCGAGUGCACGAAAGUCUUCAAGGCGUUCAUCAGCCAGUAUGCCGAGUUCCUUGCGAGCCGCAGGGAUGGGGGGAAUGACGCGUGCGACAUCUUGAUUGAGCUGGGGGACUGGCUGAGGGCGUUCCUUUACAUGAAGGGUUCUUUUGGGAUGCCGGAAGCCGUGGCACAGAGGAAGCUGAUGAAAGAGGGGAAGCAUAGCAUGGUGAAGUGGUGGUAG